AUGCCACUAUUUCUUCUACGGCCAUUGCAUGCAUCAAAUAUACGUUUAGCUGCACUCUUUCUUAAUCCUGUGAUGAGUUUGUUUGGCAUAAAAUAUCGUAUUGAAAACGCUCAGGUAUUAGAUAAAGUUGGGCCAUGUGUGAUUGUUGCAAAUCAUCAAUCAUCGAUAGAUUUUAUUGGCAUGAUGCAACUGUGGCCCAAACAUGUUCGUUAUUGUACAAUUUUAGCAAAAAAAGAGCUAUUUUGGGCUUUUCCAUUUGGUUUUACGGCAUGGUUAGCUGGUUUGGAAUAUGUUGAUCGAAAAAAUCGUAAACAAGCCACUGAAACCAUGGGUCCUUUGACUAGAAAAGUUCAAAAUGAAUCAUUACGACUAUGGGUCUUUCCUGAAGGAACACGAAAUAUGAAUGAGACAUUUCUUCCAUUCAAAACUGGUGCUUUUCGUCUAGCCAUUGAAGCACAAGUUCCUAUUGUACCAGUUGUCUUUUCAUCUUACAAAUCUAUUUAUAAUGCGGAUACAGCAACUAACAGUUUUUAUUGGCGUCGAGGUUAUGUAACCAUUCGAUGUCUUGAACCCAUUGAUACUAAAGGUAUGACGAUUGAGAAUGAUCUUAAAACAUUAAUUGGUAAUACUGAAAAAGUUAUGAUUAAUGCAUAUAAAAGAAUUCGAACGACUCCGAAUGAUAAAAAAGAGAACUAG
Messenger RNA from Rotaria socialis, 696 nucleotides. The record is from the annotation of a GenBank genome assembly. NCBI's taxonomy places the organism in Eukaryota, Metazoa, Rotifera, Eurotatoria, Philodinida, Philodinidae.